AUGCUACGCUGCCAUGCCCCCGCCCGGCACCACCACCGCGCUCACCGCCAGCCCCACGCUGCCAAUGCUGCGUUGCAGGGCGGCGAGGACGACAUUGACGCCGUGCUGGCAAAAUUUAAGCUUGACGACGAGCGGCACACGCGGGUGGAGGUCAAGGAGAACUGCCCCGCGCCCUCGCCCCGCGACAACCUUGUCUUGCUGUAUGGCGGGGAAUGGUAUACAACUGACAGGAUGCACGUCUACUCCGAUUUGUUCGUGCUGAAUGUGGAGAAACUCAGCUGGAAGCAGGUCGUGAGCCCCAGUGGGCCACUGCCGCGCACCAGCCACCAGGCGGUGUGCACUCGAACGGCGCUGUGGGUGUGGGGCGGCGAGUUCACCUCUCUCAACCAGGAGAAGUUCCGGCACUACCGCGACCUGUGGCGCCUCAACCUCGCCGACUGGACCUGGGAGCAGAUACCCAGCAAGGGCGGGCCGAGCCCCCGGAGCGGCCACCGCAUGGCACUGCAUGGCAAGCGCAUUCUCCUCUUUGGCGGCUUCUUUGACAACGGCAAGGAGACCAAGUACUACAAUGAUGCUUGGAGUUUCUGCACAGAGGAGCUAAAGUGGACGUCUCUGGGGCCCAAACCCGGGCAUACUGCGCCGGCGCCGCGCGGCGGCUGCCAGCUGGCACUCAACGGCGACCAGCUGUUCAUAUUCGGCGGUUACAGCGUGAAAAAGACGGAGGAGGACAAGGGUGCGCGAGCGGCGUGGUGGGCAGCAUUUUGGUGCCUCGAUCUCAAGAGUUUGGAGUUUGAACGGGUCAAAAAGCAAGGCAUGGUUCCAAACCCUCGCACGGCCUUUGGCAUGGUGACGCACCGCAAGCGGGCCGUGCUGUUUGGCGGCAUUCUGGAUCAGGAGGGCAAGGGUGAUAGACUGUACUCAACGCUGUAUAAUGACAUGUACGCUUUCAAUCUAGAGAACAGGCGCUGG
This is a messenger RNA of Chlorella variabilis, 969 nucleotides long. RefSeq lists its product as hypothetical. Gene Ontology annotation, molecular function: protein binding. The record is from RefSeq and is a predicted model, not a curated record. The annotation marks the transcript as partial. Lineage: Eukaryota; Viridiplantae; Chlorophyta; Trebouxiophyceae; Chlorellales; Chlorellaceae. The transcript has 10 exons.